Messenger RNA from Juglans microcarpa x Juglans regia, 1434 nucleotides. Its product is annotated as protein DEHYDRATION-INDUCED 19-like. The transcript has 5 exons. The record is from RefSeq and is a predicted model, not a curated record. NCBI's taxonomy places the organism in Eukaryota, Viridiplantae, Streptophyta, Magnoliopsida, Fagales, Juglandaceae. The coding region runs from base 476 to 1171 and encodes 231 amino acids.
CAUUGCAAUGUGCGUUGAAAGGAAGUAAAAAGGGCAAUAAAUACGAACAGCAACCCUACGUUUCCUCCCACAGCGUUUACGUCACCUCCGAUCUUCACCACAAACACCCACCUCCCAUCUCUCUCUCUCUCUCUCUCUCUCUCUCUCUCUCGCCUUAAACUAAUCGUCAUUUAUGAAGCUUCCUCCCAUUAAUACAGGGCUCUAAGAAAAAGUCAAAUUCGUAGCUCAUUGGAAAAAUAUUCAUCGAGCUUUCAAUAAAAAGACUACACCCUCUCCGUUUCCAAUUUUCUGAAGCUUCCUACGAUCAACUUGAACAAAUAUCUAGCCAAAAAGUCCUGAUUUUUCAGUACAAAAGCACCCAAGAGGGUCUAGAUCGGAGGCCAGUUUUUUAUUUCUUUUUUCCUCUUUGGAGGUACUAAAUAAAGGUCAAUUAAUAGAUAAAAAAGUGAGCUUCAUCUUUGAUUCCAUAUUUUCAAUGGAUUCUGACUUCUGGACCUCGCGUCUCACCGCCGCCAAGCGCCAAUACACGCAUCAGCACAACCAUCAGAGUUCCCACUUAGAUCGGUUGAACAUCGAUGAUUUUGAGCUAGAGGACGAUGUCCGACCUGAUUUUACAUGCCCGUAUUGCUACGAGGACUUCGACAUCGUGUCGCUGUGUUCGCAUCUCGAAGAUGAGCACUCGUACGAGUCCAAAGUCACCGUUUGUCCUAUUUGCUCUGUUAAAGUUGCUCGGGAUGUGUUAAGUCAUAUCACACUGCAUCAUGGGCACUUGUUCAAGUUGCAGAGACGUCGCAGGUUACGUAGAGUAGCAAUUCCUAACAGUCAGGCACUAUCACUACUGGGCCGGGAUCUUCGUGAGGCUCAUCUGCAGGCACUUCUAGGGGGUGGUGGACAUCGGUCAAACAAUUCUAAUGUGUCUGCUGCAGCUGCUGAUCCAUUCUUAUCAUCAUUUAUUUUGAAUUUUCCUGCAUCUGAAACAGAAGAAAUAUCAAAAUCUGUGGUAAACGGUGCUGAGGACACUUCUGCCAAACAUGCUGCACCAGCACAUAUAUGGAAAUCAAGUUUUGAUCCUUCUUUGAGUUACGAAGAACGGGAAAAAAGGAUGAGACAAGCUGCUGGGAGAGCUGGUUUUAUGCAAGAUCUUCUUUUCUCGACUCUGUUGAAUGACUAAUAGAAGCGGUAUGUUGCGUCAUAAAUAACUGAUUGAGUUAUUAAGAAGUCUUGAUAAGAGGGGUGCCUUUGGAUGCGAUGCUAGUAGUUUACAUUGUUUGAAGCAGCAUUGUUAUGUCUGGUGAUUGUAUCCCAUUCUUGUUAAUACAUCUCUCUCUCUCUCUCUCUCUCUCUCUCUCUCUCUCUCUCCCCACUUCCUAGUGAUGUACCUCAUGAAGAAAUAUUUCAAGAAGAUCUCAGUUUAUGAAGAACUUUAAUUCAUGA